This is a messenger RNA of Magnolia sinica, 1682 nucleotides long. Its product is annotated as enoyl-[acyl-carrier-protein] reductase [NADH], chloroplastic-like. Gene Ontology annotation, molecular function: enoyl-[acyl-carrier-protein] reductase (NADH) activity. The record is from RefSeq and is a predicted model, not a curated record. Gene Ontology annotation, biological process: fatty acid biosynthetic process. The transcript is spliced from 13 exons. Lineage: Eukaryota; Viridiplantae; Streptophyta; Magnoliopsida; Magnoliales; Magnoliaceae. The coding region runs from base 289 to 1470 and encodes 393 amino acids.
GUAGCAGGAGAGAGAAAACCAGCCAACAGAUCUCCCGCUUUUCGAUCAUUCCAAAGCUCUUUUUCAACACUGGUAAUAAAUAAGAAGUAGCAUCCUCGAUUUCAUCGAUUCAUAUUUUAAGCUUCUUUGACAAAAACCCACUGAUAAAAACGAGAGAUAGAGGGAGAGAGGAUUUCUCUAUUUCAAGCAGAUAGCUUCAACGAAACCGAAGAAACGAACCGCCGAUCGCAGCGAUUUUCUUUUACAGGGAUUGCUGCCUGUAUAAAUUUGAAUUUAAUUUAUUGAAGAAUGGCAGCAAUGGCAUCUCCAGGGCUGCAAAUAGCGACAAGGCCCUGUGUUUCUUUUUGUUGUCGGGAUUCUAAGACAAGAACUGCAAUUAUAGGGGCCGAUUUGAAAGGAGACCCACAGACUAAGUUUACAAGCUCUUCUCAUAUAUCCCACAUGCAACCAUUUAUCCGGAGCAUCACAUGCACCCCUGCAAGAUUCAAUAAGGUAGUCACAAAGGCAAUGUCUGGAGCCAGUGAGAAAGUGGCUGCUGCGGGAUUGCCCAUCGAUCUCCGAGGUAAAAGAGCAUUUAUUGCCGGAAUAGCUGAUGACAAUGGGUAUGGGUGGGCGAUAGCAAAAUCUCUUGCUGCUGCAGGUGCUGAAAUCCUCGUCGGCACAUGGGUGCCUGCGCUGAACAUUUUUGAGACCAGCUUAAGACGUGGGAAGUUUGAUGAAUCACGCAUCUUGCCAGAUGGUUCUCUUAUGGAGAUCACCAAAGUAUAUGCUCUGGAUGCUGUUUACGACAGUCCUGGUGAUGUGCCUGAAGAUGUCAAAACAAAUAAACGAUAUGCAGGAGCUUCAAAUUGGACUGUUCAGGAAGUAGCUGAAUUAGUAAAACAUGACUUUGGGAGCAUUGACAUCCUUGUGCACUCUCUCGCCAAUGGCCCAGAGGUCAGUAAACCUCUAUUAGAGACAUCCCGAAAUGGAUAUCUUGCAGCGAUUUCAGCAUCAAGUUAUUCCUAUGUGUCAUUGCUCAAGCAUUUUGUUCCAAUAAUGAAUCCAGGUGGUGCAUCAAUUUCUCUCACAUACAUUGCUGCCGAAAGGAUCAUUCCUGGAUAUGGUGGGGGCAUGAGUUCAGCUAAAGCUGCUCUAGAGAGUGAUACCAAGGUGCUUGCAUUUGAAGCAGGAAGGCGCCACAAGAUUCGAGUUAAUACAAUAUCUGCUGGUCCACUGAGAAGCCGUGCAGCCAAGGCCAUUGGAUUCAUCGACAUGAUGAUUGACUACUCAUCAGCCAAUGCACCAAUGCAGAAAGAACUGCUAGCAGAUGAAGUUGGAAAUGCCGCUGCAUUCCUGGCGUCACCAUUGGCUUCAGCAGUGACAGGCACAGUUUUAUACGUGGACAACGGGUUGCAUGCAAUGGGAGUGGGAGUUGACAGUCCGAUAUUCAAAGAUCUUGACAUCCCAAAGGAAGAACUCAAGAGCUAGGUAUGAUUUUAGAAAAAUAAAACACAAGAACUAGGCAGGCAUUUCAUUUGGAUUUUUGUUUUGGUGGGAAGAUAGCUUCUCUUUCCGGCUAUUUAUAGAGGAUUAGAACUCCUGUCUGUCACAUAAGAAACAGACUAGAUAGGAAAGAUGGAACUUGUGCAGCGCAAUUUAAUAGUGGAUAAUCUCAGCAAUAAAACGACACAGAUUGAUAA